AUGCUGCACUUAAGGAAUCUCCAAGAUGCAGUGGGAGCAUAUUAUGACCAUGGACAUGCAAAUAACGUUGGUGAAAUCGGAUUUGAUUUACCUCGUCUAAAUAUGCAACUUGUAAAGGAUGUUACUGUGGGCGAGAUGAUUUCGCUUUCACUGAAAUGUAGAGAAGGUCUUAUAGUGAUUAUUUCCUUUCCUCUCAAGAAAUAUAUGAUUAGAGGAACGCCACUGUCUUCUGAUAAGCGGGUGCCAGUUGCGAGCCUCGGUCCUGGAGGUGAAGCCGAGUUAACUGUUUGGAUGUUAAGUCCGUCGUUGCCUGGAAUUUAUCAAAGUCGAUGGCAGCUUAAUACACCUCAGAGUGUUCCAUUUGGAGAAGCUAUCUGGUGCAUAAUUUCUGUCGAUGCCACUGGAAUUUUGGACAUAACGCAGCAGUUGGCGAAUGCACCUCUUGGCCGACUUAGUUUACCGACAGGUCUGAAUCCAUUCAUGGCAUCGUCUCCUGUUGCAGCGAGCAUCGAUUCCUUAAGUUCGGUAACGAUACCCCAUGAAGAUAGCGCCGACAGUCCCCCAUGUGCUCCAUCUACUCCACCUCACUAUGAACGCGAGUAA
This is a messenger RNA of Angiostrongylus costaricensis, 603 nucleotides long. NCBI's taxonomy places the organism in Eukaryota, Metazoa, Nematoda, Chromadorea, Rhabditida, Metastrongylidae. The record is from the annotation of a GenBank genome assembly.